Sabethes cyaneus is the source of this 4848-nucleotide messenger RNA. RefSeq lists its product as uncharacterized. The record is from RefSeq and is a predicted model, not a curated record. The transcript has 2 exons. The coding region runs from base 1 to 4848 and encodes 1615 amino acids. Gene Ontology annotation, molecular function: nucleic acid binding. NCBI's taxonomy places the organism in Eukaryota, Metazoa, Arthropoda, Insecta, Diptera, Culicidae. Gene Ontology annotation, biological process: DNA integration.
AUGGCUAAACAGCACGAAUAUCUAAAGGGUCUACCUAUAAAAGAUUACCAGAACGCGCACCCGACAGUUUUAUUAGGUCUAAAUCAUAGCCAUUUAUUAGUUGCGAUGGAUAAGAAAACUGGAAAUGAAAAUGAACCGAUCGCAAUCAGAACCAAACUUGGAUGGAUGAUCUUUGGAAAUAUCUCGACCUCAGUGGAAUAUGAGCACGUAAUGAUGCACGACGAAGAAGAAGAAGAUUUAAACGCGAUGAUGCGGAGAUUUGAGUCAUCGGAGAAUUUUGGUGUAAAGGUAGUAGAAAAUCUACCUAGGCCCGCCGACGACAUUAGGGCGGAAAAAAUCUUUAAGGAUACUUUAAAAUAUGAGAAUGGCAGUUACGAAGUUGGCUUGCUAUGGAAGGACGACGAAGUUAAAUUUCCGAACAACUAUGGCCAGGCACUUAGAAGGCUUCAAUACCUGGAGCGAAAAAUGUCAAUUGAUAAAGGACUAAAAAAGUGGGCGAUCGAAACAUUUAAAGAGUACGAGAAAAAGGGAUAUAUCCGCAAACUCGAAAUAGCGGAACUAUCAGAAAACUACCCCAAAUUAAAUUAUAUACCUCACUUCAUCGUAUUAAACAAGAAUAAGGUUCCACCGAAGCCAAGGCUGGUGUUUGAUGCCGCGGCUAAGUAUGAGGGAAUAUCGUUAAACUCGAAAUUGCUAUCCGGUCCAGACACUCUUACCUCGUUGUUUGGAAUUCUCCUGCGUUUUAGAGAGGGAAAAUUCGCCGUCUGCGGGGACAUUAAGGAAAUGUUCCAUCAAGUGAAAAUCAGGAAGGAAGAUCAACAUGCCCAGAGAUUUCUAUGGAGGAACUGUAAUUCAUCUGAACCACCGGACCAAUACGUAAUGCAGGUGAUGACGUUUGGGGCGACCUGUUCGCCAUACUGCGCUCAAGCAGUUAAAAAUCAUAAUGCGGAAAGAUACGAAACGGAGUAUCCGGAGGCUACAAAUGCUAUUAUAAAACAGCAUUACGUCGACGAUUACGUCGACAGCUUUUGGGACCUUGAUAGCGCAAAGGAAUUAACUAGAACCGUGAUAAGAAUUCAUCAAACCGGCGGAUUCCACAUCAGAAAUUUCACGUCGAAUAGUACCGAGCUAUUAAAAGGAAUACCAACCACUCGACGGGCACCCCUUCUAAUAAAGCCUUUCGAAGACAAAGACUCGCGUAUAGAAAAAGUGUUAGGCGUAUAUUGGGACACUGCAAACGAUACCCUAAGUUACCGAAUAAACUACGAUGAUAAAGGAAUCGGAAUGUUUAACGCAACUAAGGCGCCCACAAAAAGACAAGUGCUGUCACUUAUUAUGAGCAUUUACGAUCCGCUUGGUUUAAUAUCCAAUCUGAUAGUCCACGGGAAAACGUUAUUACAGGAGUUACACAAAUUUUCUAAAGAAUGGGAUACCGCCGUUCCGGACGAGUUAUGCGGACAAUGGUUAAGUUUUUUGGAUAAACUAAAACAAGCGGAAAAUUUGUCUAUUCCUAGAUGCAUACUAGUGGAAUACGGUCCAAUACAACUCCAUGCGUUUGUUGAUAGCUCUGAAAAGGCGCUAGCGGCCUGUGUAUACGCUAGAAGUGAAUCAAGAUAUGGAAUUCACAUUCAAUUAAUAACGGCAAAAACGAGAGUUGCCCCAAUUAAGCCAAUUUCGAUACCACGGUUAGAACUACAAGCAGCGGUCAUGGGUACAAGAUUAAUUGAAACCGUCAAAAGGGAAUUACGAUUGCAAAUCCAAUCUAUAACACUAUGGUCGGAUUCCCAAACUGUAUUGGCUUGGAUAAAAAAUACUAACAAGAGAUAUACACCAUACAUAAACGUUAGAGUUGGUGAAAUACUAGAUACCACUGCUAAAGAUCAAUGGCGCUGGGUACCAUCUGAAGAAAAUCCAGCCGACGAGGCUACAAAGGAAAACGUCGGAAAAUCGAAAUGGUACACGGGACCAAGAUUUCUUAAACAAGCAUCUGACACUUGGCCAUUAUCGAGAGCACGACACCUAACAUGUGAGGAAGAAAUUUUGUUCCAUGGAGAAUGCGAUAUCAUCGACGAAAACGAUUUUUCCGAUUGGUGGAGAUUAUUGAAGCGGUAUCGAUUCAUCUUAAAAUUUGUGAAUCAAACAAGGGAAAAAAGAUCAAAUUUCACCGUUGCGGAUCGAAGGUACAUCGAGAAUAUUUUAUACAGAAAGGCGCAGUGGCAAGCCUUUCCUGUUGAAAUGGAAGUUUUAACCAACGGCAACAGUGUGACGCGUCCCAGCAAUUUAGUAAAGUUAAAUCCAUUUUUGGAUCAAUUUGGAGUAAUGCGCUCAAACGGACGUCUCGCAAGAGCACUAGGGCUCCCAGAACAACUUCGAUUGCCGAUCAUACUUCCACAGAAGCAUCAUGUUACGAGAUUGAUUAUAAGGGAUGCUCAUGAGCGAAAAUGGCAUCAGGGUAACGACACAGUCAUCGGAGCACUACAACAGAAAUAUUGGAUACUGAAUGUAAGAGCUGCAGUUAAGAACGUAAAAAAAUGUUGCCAAUGGCGUAUACUGGCGUAUGCUAAACCAGUUAAUCCAAUGAUGGCCGCCUUACCCGAUUGUCGGACUACCCCAAAUGUAUAUCCGUUUACAAAUACUGGAGUCGAUUAUUUUGGACCUUUCGAGGUUAUGGUGCACAGAUCAAUGGAAAAGAGAUGGGGAGUAAUUUUUACUUGUCUAUCAACGAGAGCGGUGCAUAUCGAAAUGGCGGAAAAACUAAAUACGGAUUCUUUCUUAGUAUACCUCACUAACUUCCAAAGUAUUCGAGGCAGAGUCAACCAUCUCUUUAGCGAUAACGGUACCAACUUUAUAGGAGCCAACAAUGAAAUGAAAAAAUUAAUCAAGAAUAUCGACAAAAGAAUGGAUAACGGUGAAGCCGCAAAACAGGAGAUACAAUGGACGUUUAAUCCACCUACAGCUUCGCAUUUCGGAGGAGCUUGGGAGAGAUUGAUUAGGAUCAUUAAGGGUUGUUUAAAGGUUUUAUUCAAGUCAUUCCCAACUAAAAACCCUAGCCCGGAUACUUUGAGAUCCGCCCUUAUUCAAGUGUCAGCGAUUUUGAACAAACGUCCAUUGACACAUAUUCCUAUUGAGACAAUCGAGGAUAAGGUAUUGACACCUUUCCACUUCCUCAUUUUAAGAUCUGGAGAAGAAGUACCGCCGCAAGAAUAUAAUUUGACCCAGUACGAUAGAGAGCAUUGGAAACAAGCGCUAAAAGCAUCAACGCAGUUUUGGAAUACCUGGAAGACCCAAUAUGUUGCAACUCUAUGCAAAAGGAAUAAAUGGACGAAAUUGGAAGAUCCCUUGGCGGUAGACGAUAUCGUUUUAAUAACCGAUGAUAAUGCGCCCCCUAAUACUUGGCUAAAAGGAAGAAUAAUAGAAGUAUACCCAGGCGCAGAUAAACAAGUAAGAUCUGUAAAGAUACAAACCGCUAAAGGAGUUCUUACGAGACCUUCAAACAAGGUUGCUUUUCUAGAUGUGAGAAAUAAAGCGGAGGAUAAAAACAAAGCGAGUGUUAUGAUACAUCAUCAAGAACCCGGACCGUUAAACCCGCCAGUUGCCAGCACAUCAUUUUCGAAUUGGGGGAAAAGAAAGCAAAUCGACAUUGAAACAGUUAAAAAAAAGGCCGAAGAGCUCAAUUCACCUCGGCCAUCUAAACGAGCGAACUCCCAUCGAAUAACGACAUCUCCAGGGGCAUUUGCACGAAUGGUAGUGACCGCUUCAGCCUUAUUAUCUUUCACCGAUGCACUUCUGGUAAAGCCGAUUGAGGAUGACGGUUUGAUGUUCGAUCAUCAAGGCACCUGCUUGGUUGAAAGAGGAACAUGGAGAACGAAUAUCGCUACAAAUAUAUCUAUUUCCGAGGAUAUAUACUUCAUUAAAUAUAUCCACCAAAAACUUUUGGACACGUUACAAGCUACAGAGAAUCAUUCAUCUACGAACUCUGCUAGCCAAAUUGCUCGAUCCAUAGAACACGAGUGCGACAAUGCGAUCGACGAAAUACUACGGUCUUCUCGGGUCAAAAGAAGUAAAGGAAUUUUUGGCUUUCUCAAGGAUCUUUUUUUUGGAUCAAACGAUAUCGAAGACACCAUCGAGGCGAUACGUGUAAAUGAGGACACGAAGAUCCACCAUUUGUCCGAGACGAUUGGGAAAAUAAAUGAAAAAACGGCAAACAUGAGCAGCGAUCUGAGUGGCAAGGUGUACUGGGUAUUGAAGGGCGUCGAUACUCUUAAGCAUAAAUAUUCUCAGGUCGAACAAGAAUCACUUCAUAGAAGAAUGCUGGAAGCGGAAAUGCUUGCGAAACAGAUGAUCAGUGAAAUACUAGGAAAAUACAGAAAAAUUCGCUUAUUUCCGCUGACUUCGGAAGAUUUAAAAACAAUCAGAACCAAUAUCACGCGUUCCCUGCCCAAUGGAUAUGAGAUUCUGGACCAUUCAACAGCAAUUCAGUACGAAACCAGAACUUUAAAUGAUACAAUAAUAAUAACAAUGAAGACUACGAUCAUUGCUAAGAAAACGUUCGAAUUGUUCCAUAUAAUACCGAUUCCGCAUCCGAAGGACAAAUCCUUAAUUAUCAUAGACAAUCAUCAUAUCGCAGUAAACGAGCAUGGACGAUAUUUCUACCCGAUGAAGGAACUUACUCUACUUUCUCACCCUAUCGAUGCUGGAUCUGCCGUUUCUGGUCGCACACGCGUCCGUGUGGCCAAAGUUCCUCCCGUAAGACGUUCACCGCACUAUUCGCAUUACGAGGUUCUGCCGUACACCUACGAACCGCCGCCACGUGCUAACUGCGGGCCUUGCUCGCCGCCACGUGCAUAA